AUGUUAUCUUCAGCAAAUAAUCUAAUCCUCCACACAGUAUUUGCACUUUCCCUUACUCUCCUUCUUUCUUUUCUCAAGAUCCCUACCCUGUUUCUCUAUGGCCUCCACACUUACAUACACCCAGAUGAUGUAAAUCCCAACAACAACACAUCCUCAAAAGGCAUCAGAGCAGCCAUUAGAAGGCCAGGUGCACUUGAUUCUGAACAACCCAGAAAGAAAUCCAAAGAAAGAUUUGAGUUUGAUGAGAAUAAAGCUCAGAUCUUUAGAUUGAAACUCAAUGAAAGUCAAUUACAAUCAAGAAUUUAUUUCAGAGAGUAUUAUAGUGCUUUUAAUUUUACAAUUAUAGCCAUAUUAUCAUUGUUGCUUCAUAAAUUCUUAUGGGUGGAUUCGGAUUCUGGCAUUGUGAGAAAUGGGACUAUAAUCCCUAUUUUAUUGGGUAUUGUGGGAAUUUGUAGGGAUCUGUUUUUAAUUGUUAGUAUAAGUUUUGAAAGGUCUGCAUCAAAGAGAUUUGACAAGCAAUUGAGUUUCAUAUUGGGGCUUUUGGGUUUUCUUUUAGGGUUAGUUGUUGUUUAUGAUGUUGUUCCUAAGUGGUUUCUUGAUUUUGGAUUUGAAUCGUUGGAUGGGUUUGGGAAGUUUACUGUUGCUGUUUUCAUGGGCUGCCUCGUGGGUUUUCUUUAUAUACCAACAUUGAGGAAUGCUCGUGCAUUUUGGCUUGGAACCGAUCAAAUUCGAUGUAAUUUGUCUAUAAUUUCGUGUGGAUGGAUUGCAAGAAUGCUGCUUUAUGCUAAUUACUUAUCAGUCGUGUUCACUUCAUUGCUUUGGAUUAGUCCGUUUGCAGAAUUGUUUGUUAACAAGACAAUUGAUGGAAAAAAAGGGUCAUUUUUAGCCACCAAGAGUGGGGCAGCCACAGAAUUGGCUGGGAAUGUUGGCCUGUCAAGAAUGAUUUUCGAGAAAUUUAGGCUUUGGUGCUUGUUGAUUACUGGUAUUUUGCAAAUCCUGACUGUCCGCCCCAAUGCGCAGAUGUUCUUGAAUGAAGCUGUUUUGUGUUGGUACCAGAGGUUGCACGCAAGCAAGGUUCCCGACUUAGACUAUAGCCGGGCAAAGGUUUUCCUACACAACCAUUACAUAAGUCUAGUGGUUCUGCAGUUGUUUCUACCUGCUGGCAUGUUACUUCUCCUCCUUGGCUUUUCUCAAAUUGACGAUAAAUUGCUGACUGAUCUCCGAUGGAUCAGCACCAGAAUUUUCGAUUUAGGGAGGAGGAGCUAUGGCUCCGCCACCGGUGGAUCGAAACGGAGGGGAAUCGACGGCCGGCGAUAUGCCGAGAUGUGUUCCGACGCCGUUUUUGACCAAAACUUACCAGCUGAUGGAUCUGCUUUUAUCGUAUGGAAUCCUACGGAGUUUGCUAGAGAUUUACUUCCAAAGUAUUUCAAACACAACAAUUUCUCAAGCUUCGUUCGUCAACUCAACACUUACGGAUUUCGAAAGGUUGUACCUGAUCGAUGGGAAUUCUCAAACGAAUGCUUUCGGAAAGGCGAGAACAAGCUUCUGUGCGAUAUUCAACGUCGGAAAAUGGCGUCACCGUCAUCAACCUCUGCGGUGCUACCAUCACCCUCGGUGACGGUGACGGAGGCGGCAACGCAGCUGGUACAGUCUACACCUCAGCCGUGGGCGACUUCCCUGACAGAUUCAGGUGAAGAGCAAGUUCUUUCAUCGUCAAACUCCCCCCAAGUUGUUGGCGGAACGAGUGGCAGCACGACGGACCUGAUUAGAGAAAAUGAUAGGCUAAGGAAGGAGAACGUUCAGUUAAACAAAGAGCUUGGCAAGAUGAAGAGUCUGUGCAACAAUGUUUAUGUUAUGAUGUCGAAUUACGCAACGAAUUGCAAUAGCCAUGAAAAUGGCGAUCAUAAUAACAGAGUUCAAUCUACUGACCCGCUGGAUCUACUACCGGUGAAAAGAUUUUGCGAACAGUUGCAAGGCGUCGCCACUGCCUCUCCCUGCGCCGCCGCCGCUAACGGUAGCGUAGAGAAAAACAUUAGAUUAGAAGCGGAGGAAUUGAGCGCGAGAUUGUUCGGGGUGCCGAUUGGUGUGAAGCGCGGGAGGGAAAGCGAAGGUGGUUCGGUGAAGCAGGAGAUGGAAUUGCAGCUGCAGCAGCCAGGGAUGGGGGUGAAAUCUGAGCCGUUGGAUAGACAGAAUAGCGUCGAUGAUCAGGAGAUUAUGUGGUUGAAAGGCUUUGACUCGCGAAAUCAAAAGACGUGUAAUUGA
Fraxinus pennsylvanica is the source of this 2262-nucleotide messenger RNA. The record is from the annotation of a GenBank genome assembly. Lineage: Eukaryota; Viridiplantae; Streptophyta; Magnoliopsida; Lamiales; Oleaceae.